AUGCUGCUGCGGGCAACCUCUCUGUUCCAGGGAGUCAAGACCAGCCCUCGCAUCGUCUCAGCCGCCUCACGUCGUGCUUGCCGUCCUGCCCAGGCUCCAUCCUGUCUGCCCGUGAUCGCCAGGGCCUCGGUCCAGGUCCGCUUCUUCUACAAGCCCAACAUGGCUGUCAGGGACCCCAGUACCGUCUCCAACUACGAUGCCUGGCGGACAAGGCACACCACGGCCAACCUCAAACUCGACUUCAAGGAGAAAGUCCUGCGCGGGGUGGUCACGCUCGAGCUCGAGUCGCAGACGGACAAGGGUUCCAGGGAGAUCAUCCUUGACUCCAGCUAUCUCUCGGUAUCCUCCAUCAAGGUCAACUCAAACGAGGCCGGGUGGCAGGUCAAGGACCGGGCGGAGCCGCUGGGCUCGCCGGUCCACAUCUCCGUGCCUGCUGGCGCGGCCAAGUCGGAGGUGGUCAAGGUCGACAUCGAGCUGGCCACGACGGACAAGUGCACCGCGCUGCAGUGGUUGACGGCCGCGCAGACCUCAAACAACAAGUCCCCCUUCAUGUUCUCGCAAUGCCAGGCCAUCCAUGCGCGCUCUCUGUUCCCCUGCCAGGACACUCCCGAUGUGAAGUCCACCUACUCGUUCAACAUCACCUCGCCCCACGUGGUCGUGGCCAGCGGCGUCGCCUCCGGUGAGCCCGAGGCCCAGAGCGGCGGUGACAAGCUGUACUCCUUUGAGCAGAAGGUCCCCAUUCCUUCAUACCUCUUCGCCCUGGCCUCGGGAGACAUUGCCACGGCUUCCAUUGGUCCCCGGUCCCUCGUGGCCACAAGCCCCGACAGGCUGGGGGCUGCCAAAUGGGAGUUUGAGCAUGACAUGGAGACGUUUAUGGAGGCUGCCGAGAAGCUGGUGUUCCCAUAUCAAUGGGGCCAGUACAACGUGCUGGUCCUGCCGCCGUCGUUCCCGUACGGGGGCAUGGAGAACCCAAUCUACACCUUCGCUACCCCUACCGUCGUUUCCGGGGAUCGUCAGAACGUGGACGUCAUUGCCCACGAACUCAGCCAUUCGUGGAGCGGGAAUUUGGUGACAAGCUGUAGCUGGGAACACUUCUGGCUCAACGAAGGCUGGACAAUGUACCUGGAGCGCCGCAUCAACGCGUCAAUCCAUGGUCCCGCCUACUUCGACUUCUCUGCUGUGAUCGGGUGGAAGCAUCUUGAGGACGCAAUCCAGGAGUAUGGCAGAGACCAUGAGUACACACAACUAUCCAUACCUCACAAGGGUAUUGACCCCGACGAUGCGUUCAGUACUGUGCCUUAUGAGAAGGGCUUUCACAUGAUAUACUAUCUUGAGAGACUCGUUGGCAGGGCUAAUUUUGAUAAAUUCAUCCCCUACUACUUUGAGAAGUGGUCCAGGAAGUCUUUGGACUCGUACGACUUCAAGGCCACCUUCCUGGAGUUCUUCGGAGCACCAGAAUACUCUGAUCUCAAGGACAAGAUAGCCAAGAUCGACUGGGAGACGAGGUUUUACGGCCGUGGGCUGCCACCAAAGCCUGAGUUUGACACCUCACUCAUCGAUGUCUGUUACAAACUAGCCGAUCAGUGGGAGGACAAGGACUACUCGCCUAAAGCCAAAGACGUGGAAGGCCUUGCCGCCAACCAGAAGCUCGUCUUCCUCGGAAAGGUGCAAGACUUCAGCAAGCCACUGAGCGUUGCACAGGCGGAGAAAAUGGGAGAUGUAUACGGCUUCCUCAGCAGUCAGAAUGUCGAGCUCAAGGCCGCAUACUUCCACAUUGCCCUGCGGUCCAAGGUCACAAGCACCUACCCUUUGGUUGCCGAGCUUCUGGGCCAGGUUGGACGGAUGAAGUUUGUGCGCCCACUCUUCAGGUCCCUCAACAAGGUCGACAGGGAGCUCGCUCUCAAGACAUUUGAGAAGAACAAGGAUUUCUACCACCCAAUCUGCAGGGCUAUGGUCGAGAAAGAUUUGGGCGUUGCCGCCGAGGCCAAGCAGUGA
Diaporthe batatas is the source of this 1995-nucleotide messenger RNA. RefSeq names its product bifunctional aminopeptidase/epoxide hydrolase. Bases 1 to 1995 code for a protein of 664 amino acids. Gene Ontology annotation, cellular component: cytosol. Gene Ontology annotation, biological process: proteolysis. NCBI's taxonomy places the organism in Eukaryota, Fungi, Ascomycota, Sordariomycetes, Diaporthales, Diaporthaceae. The transcript is spliced from 5 exons. Gene Ontology annotation, molecular function: zinc ion binding; epoxide hydrolase activity; metallopeptidase activity. The record is from RefSeq and is a predicted model, not a curated record.